Pocillopora damicornis (cauliflower coral) is the source of this 854-nucleotide messenger RNA. RefSeq names its product TNF receptor-associated factor 6. NCBI's taxonomy places the organism in Eukaryota, Metazoa, Cnidaria, Anthozoa, Scleractinia, Pocilloporidae. Gene Ontology annotation, cellular component: plasma membrane signaling receptor complex. Gene Ontology annotation, molecular function: zinc ion binding; ubiquitin protein ligase activity; tumor necrosis factor receptor binding. Gene Ontology annotation, biological process: lipopolysaccharide-mediated signaling pathway; regulation of canonical NF-kappaB signal transduction; protein ubiquitination. The record is from RefSeq and is a predicted model, not a curated record.
AUGUGCCAAGAGGAAAAUGUGUCUGGGAUCUCUUGUGAAGAAACCAAAGAAAAUCAAGCUCUUGAGGAGAUGAUUGGUAAAGGGAAGGACCAUUAUGGGGAGUGUCCUAAAUUCCCUGUGAAAUGUGAUAGCUGCAAGAAAGAAAAUAUACCAAGAGGAGAGUUUCAAGAACAUUUGGACAAGGAAUGCACUGCAGUGGAAAUGAAAUGUCCUUUCUACUUCGUGGGAUGUUUAUUUGAGGUACGUGGAGCGAAACUAAGUAAUUCUUGUUAUUUCAUCAGAUUCAACCGAUAUGAAACAAAAUUGUCAGAAGUUGAGGGGCGUUUGUGUAACGGAUCAUAUAUUUGGAAGAUCGAUAACUACCGACAGUGCCGCCAAGAUGCUCUUAGUGGGGUGAUGACAGCAAUCCACAGCCCGUCCUUCCACACCAGUCUUUACGGCUAUAAAUUGUGUAUGAGGAUCAACUUAAACGGUGUAGAUAGCGGUGUUGGAAAACACGUGGCACUGUUUGUUCAUAUGAUGCAGGGAGAUUAUGACAGCAUUCUGGAAUGGCCUUUUACGGGAAGAAUUGCCCUGUCCAUUUUGGAUCAGUCUGAUGGUGCUGAAUACCGUCACCACAUCAGUGAGACCCUGGUGGCCAAGCCUAACCUGUUGGCUUUCCAAAGACCCACAGCACCGCGCAACUACAAGGGGUAUGGAUAUGUCGAGUUUGCACCAAUUGAGUCGAUCCGUGAGCCGCAGUAUGUCAGGAAUAAUACCAUGCUCGUUCGAAUUCAAAUUUUUCACUAACUGUGCAGUAUUGUUUUAAAGUGAUUCAACCGAAUUCCAAUAAAUUAAAUUCUUUUCUUACUCAA